AUCUCCUCAAGUAUAGUGAAACUGGUUUUAUCUUGCUCGUGGUCUAACUAACACACAUUCUAUUAGUGAACCAUGCAAAUCUGUGGGUUCUUUACUUUCUUGUAUUGUCGAUUUCCAGAUCCAUUCUAACAAUGAACAAUAUGGAUAAUUUAUUAAUGUUAUUAGUCUUUAUAUCAAUAUGAACCUAAUAAUAUGGAUCUUUUUUUUGUUUUUGUUGGUGGGAAGAAUAAUAUGGAUCUUAUUAGUCUUUAUUGAUAUAUAUAUAUAUAUAUAUAUAUUUGUUGAGAAUAUUUUAAUAAUAUUACGACAUAGAUUUUCAGAGAAAUUAUAUAUAGGUGGGUGCAAGGUUGUCAACCCGCGGGUCGACCCAUCGAUUGACCUGCUUUGACCCUGAUUCAGUGAGAAAAAUGGAUCGUACACACCCAUCGGGUAGACCCGCUACAAGGUAUUGAAUUGGAGGUCAAACGACAUCGUUUUUUCUUUAUUUUGCGAAAUGCGCUUAUUUUCCGAUUUUUCUUUUCGUAUUGUACAAUCUUUGGAAUUCUAAAUUGAACAUUAAUGUUAUAUAAGCAUGUGUGAAUUUCACUAUAUGUUAGAUCCAAGUACGACAUGUUAUUUUGGUGUAAUGUUACAUGUUAUUACUCAUAUGUUGGAUGAGAUUUCAUAUAAUUUAUAUAUGUAUUAACAAUAUUAUGAGUUUUACGAUAUGUCCGAGUUAAACCGAGCUAAAGUGGUCGACCCAUUAACCCUCAACUCAAUUGCUUGACCGGGUCAACGGGCUAAACCGGUUGACAACCUUGGGUGGGUGGGAUUUGGGAAAUUGUUUAAUUUCCAAAGUAGACCUAGGGCCAAAUUUGUGUAACCCAUUUUCUUUUCCACGGGCCCUGAAUGCUACGUCUAUAUGGGCUCAGGAUCCUCCUCUCUGUUUGGGCCUAAAAAAGAAAAACCAACCUAGCCUGGUAGCCUUCCCUGCCAUAUGAGCAAUUCACCCGUACAUCUCUCGAGUCGCCUCGCCUGGAGUGUUCACUUUUAGGAACGCAAGAGCUGCCAUACUCCAACACCGAAGAGAGUGAAAGGGUUUUUAGUGCUAACCAAAAUCUCGUCUUGAUCUGCUACCAGACUCUGCUAGUUAAGCCUCCAUCUAGCAUUCUUCAGUGCAAAGUGCGGCGGAUCGGAAGUUCCUCUGCGCCAAAACCCAACUUCUUCUAGGGUUUCUCUCCUGCCAGUGAGUAAUAUGGCGCUCUCAUCCCAAACUCUUGAUAUUCAUGGCGAACGACAGUCCGGCCAGGAUGUCCGCGCUCAAAACGUCAUGGCUUGCCAAGCAGUUGCCAACAUCGUCAAAUCGUCCCUUGGUCCCGUCGGGCUUGACAAGAUGCUGGUCGAUGAUAUUGGUGAUGUUACAAUUACUAAUGAUGGUGCAACCAUUCUCAAGAUGUUAGAGGUGGAACACCCGGCUGCCAAGGUGCUGGUGGAAUUGGCUGAACUCCAAGACAAAGAAGUAGGAGAUGGAACAACUUCAGUGGUAAUAGUAGCCGCAGAGUUGCUAAAGAGAGCUAAUGAUUUAGUGAGGAACAAGAUCCAUCCAACAUCUAUUAUUAGUGGAUACCGACUUGCAAUGAGGGAGGCUUGCAAAUAUGUUGAGGAAAAAUUGGCCGUGAAGGUUGAAAAGCUUGGGAAGGAUUCUUUGGUGAACUGUGCAAAAACCAGCUUGUCCUCAAAAUUGGUUGCUGGUGACAGUGACUUCUUCGCAAAUUUGGUUGUUGAUGCUGUACAAUCAGUAAAGAUGACAAAUGUACGAGGUGAAAUCAGAUAUCCAAUCAAGGGUAUUAACAUUCUGAAAGCUCAUGGUAAAAGUGCAAGAGAUAGUUACCUGCUGAAUGGGUAUGCUCUAAAUACUGGGCGUGCUGCUCAAGGAAUGCCUACAAGAGUUUCACCUGCUAGAAUUGCAUGUCUUGAUUUCAAUCUUCAGAAGACAAAGAUGCAAUUGGGUGUACAAGUUGUUGUGACUGAUCCCAGGGAGCUUGAGAAAAUUCGUCAAAGGGAAGCUGAUAUGACCAAGGAGCGGAUUGGGAAACUUUUGAAAGCUGGAGCCAAUGUGAUUUUAACUACCAAAGGAAUUGAUGACAUGGCUCUAAAGUACUUCGUCGAGGCUGGAGCUAUUGCUGUGAGGCGUGUCCGCAAAGAGGAUAUGCGCCAUGUUGCCAAGGCCACUGGUGCAACCAUGGUGGGAACGUUUGCUGAUAUGGAAGGGGAUGAGACCUUUGAUUCUUCACUUAUUGGGCAUGCUGAUGAAGUUAUUGAAGAGCGUAUUGCAGAUGAUGAUGUAGUUAUGAUAAAAGGGACAAAGACCACUAGUGCGGUUUCCCUGAUUCUUAGAGGAGCAAAUGACUAUAUGCUUGAUGAGAUGGAGAGAUCUCUGCAUGAUGCUUUAUCCAUAGUGAAGAGGACCUUGGAGUCCAACACGGUGGUAGCAGGUGGAGGUGCUGUUGAGUCUGCCUUAUCCGUGUACCUGGAGUACCUUGCCACGACUCUCGGAUCACGAGAGCAGUUGGCAAUUGCUGAAUUUGCUGAAUCUUUACUGAUCAUACCAAAGGUGCUUGCUGUCAAUGCUGCUAAGGAUGCAACUGAGUUGGUUGCAAAGCUAAGAGCCUGCCACCACAAUGCACAAACAAAAGCUGACAAGAAGCAUCUCUCCAGCAUGGGACUAGACCUUUCAAAAGGUACCGUCCGUAACAACUUAGAAGCUGGAGUAAUUGAACCUGCAAUGAGCAAAGUGAAGAUUAUUCAGUUUGCCACAGAAGCAGCCAUAACGAUUCUUCGAAUAGAUGACAUGAUCAAACUUGUCAAGGAUGACGGCCAGAAUGAUGAAGAAUAGUCUUCUUAUCUGUUUAUUGUUGCACGGUGUUGGCCCCGAGAAUGGUAAAGAUUUUGUCAGCAGUGGUUCUCUUAGUUUCGUGUUGGAAGGAGACGUUGCUGGAAGAAGUUAGGGAGUUACGGUUGUUCUUCCUGCCGCUGUGUGUUUGGAGACAGUGCAGGAAAUGUCGGUGCUGACUACUAUGAAUUUUGUUGUCCUGAUUCUCGGUCAGUUUGUAAGAUUUUGUACUAGUGGAACUUAUCUUCAGAGAUGGAUGUAGUUAAUCUUUCUUGUAGAUUAUCAACCCACACCAAAAGCUCCUCUUUUGACCUCAAUUUUUCCUGUACUUGUUCACCAAUCCUUUGUGCUGUGGCCGGCUGCUGAUUGCACUUGUGAAAUCUGCGGACACACUCCGAAUUCGACCAAACCUGCCGAUAAUUCUCUAUACUAGUACUAGGGAUGUGCACGUGGUUGGUUAACCCGCAUGUUAAUAUCGAUUCACCCGCAAAUAACCCUAGCAGUAAGCA
Messenger RNA from Linum trigynum, 3381 nucleotides. Lineage: Eukaryota; Viridiplantae; Streptophyta; Magnoliopsida; Malpighiales; Linaceae. The record is from the annotation of a GenBank genome assembly.